UCGGCGACGCGGCAAUCGUAAACCCUCCAACCUUAAACUUAAAACGAUGUUUUAUACCGGUCCACGUUAAUGUUUCAAGUAUGGACAUUCCGAGGUUUUGAUAUUGCUCGUAUAAAGAAAUGUGUAAGGGGACUGGAUCUGGCCAGUCGCCACUUGGAGCUGGUAGCAUUCGGAGCGGAAAGAUGAGUGCACCCACGGAUUACCUGUUCUGCCCGCUGGCAUAUGGGUCAGCUCUUUCGGCCAUCGGAAUCUAUCUGCUCCGACAAUAUAUGCAGGGAGGUCAGUUCACCACGAAAACGAAUGAGACCGGCAGAGUGGCGAUUGUGACCGGCUGCAACCAGGGGAUUGGCAAGGAGACCGUUCUGGAGCUGGCCCGCAGGGGAGCUACCGUGUACAUGGCUUGUCGGGACAUGAAGAAGUGCGAGAAUGCCCGUCGGGAGAUCAUCAAAGCGACCAACAACCAGAACAUCUUCGCACGCCAAUUGGACCUGUGCUCCAUGAAGUCCAUUAGGAACUUCGCUGCUGGCUUUAAGCGGGAGCAAAACAAGCUUCACAUUCUUAUCAACAACGCCGGCAUUAUGGACUGCCCCAAAAUGCUGACGGAGGACGGAUUUGAAAUGCAAAUCGGAGUGAAUCACAUGGGCCACUUCCUCCUCACACUUCUGCUUCUCGAUGUCCUGAAGAGUUCCGCGCCCAGUCGCGUUGUGGUCCUGUCCAGCAUUGCUCACCGCUUCGGAAGGAUUAAGCGUGACGACCUGAACAGCGAAAAGUCCUAUGACAGAAAGAUGGCCUACUGUCAGAGCAAAUUGGCCAACGUCCUCUUCACCAGGGAGUUGGCGAAACGCCUGAGCGGAACAGGGGUCACGGUAAAUGCCCUACAUCCCGGAGUAGUAAACACGGAACUGUUCCGCAAUACACCCUUUUUGGGUUCGUGGUUUGGAAAAUUGCUCAUAGCCCCUAUUAUAUGGAUAUUCAUAAAGACGGCUAGGAAUGGCGCACAGACGACCCUGUACGCUGCCCUGGAUCCCAGUUUGGAAAAAGUAUCUGGAAGAUACUUCAGCGAUUGCAAGCAGAAGCACGUGGGCUCGGCCGCCCAGUAUGACGAUGAUGCCCAAUUCCUAUGGGCGGAAAGUGAAAAGUGGACGGGAAUUAAUAUAUGAGCAACUUUAUGACUCUUUUAACUCUUACCCUGUAUUGUUGAAAUACAUUUAAUAGAAUAAGCUAAAUGAGCUAGAUGUUCUGUUCAACUUUUGUAAAAACAUUACAAACAUUUUAAAAACAUUUGGCUGGAAGUCUUGGAACCAGUUAUCUGAGUAAUCUUAAAUAAACUGAUUUAGUAAUUGCAUUUUUUAAAUAAACAUUUAGUUAACGUUGCCUUGGC
Molecule: messenger RNA, 1381 nt
Organism: Drosophila melanogaster (fruit fly)
Lineage: Eukaryota; Metazoa; Arthropoda; Insecta; Diptera; Drosophilidae
Exons: 4
Coding region: 183-1160 (325 amino acids)
Biological process (GO): retinol metabolic process
Molecular function (GO): all-trans-retinol dehydrogenase (NADP+) activity
Source: RefSeq, marked reviewed